GGCUGUCCGCGUGCAGCCGAGAGCUAAUAAAGCUAUUUUGAAAGUGACCCCGCGGCCCCGGCCCCGGGAGCGAGCAAGCGCCGCGCCGCCGGGAGCAGCUGUCUGGCUCCGGAAUCAUGACUGAAGAUGACGGAUUCCGUGGUGGUGGAGGGUCAUGUCAAAUUGAGAGAUGGAAAAAAGUGGAAGAAUAGGUGGCUGGUGCUGCGCAAACCCUCCCCGGUAGCAGAGACAGCACAGCCUGCUGGGAAGGGAAUCUGCACCCUGUGGAUGGGGCUGGGGUGCAUUUCUGUAUCAAGGACAAAGGAGGUGGUAAGCUGCACUAAUCUUCCUUGUGGAUCCCGAUACGUUUGUGAAAUGCACUCCUCCAGUGAGACCUUGAGAUUAAUUUCAUUUAUGGUUCGAUAUGUUCUAAUGAACAUAAGAACAGCCAUACGAGUUCAGACCAAUGAAAUUAAGGAAAUUGCUGGUUAUGACAUGAAGCACAUGGAAAACCGUAUGCAUGUCUAUAAACGAGCCAAAGGACAUAAGGAGAGGAGCAGCGUGACCUUAGAAGACAUCUGUGGCCUGGAUCCUGGGCUCUCCUAUGAGGGCUUAAAUCACACACUUGCUAUCAUCUGUCUAUCUCAAGUCGUGAUGCUGGGAUUUGACAACAAGGAAACUAUGUAUGCAUGGGAUGUACGGAUUCGGUACAGUUUGGGGGAAGUUCACAGGUUUCAUGUUGCUGUAGCACCUGGCACUAAGCUGGAGAGUGGACCGGCUACUCUUCACUUCUGCAAUGACAUUCUAGUCCUUGUAAAAGACCUUCCACCCACCGUCAUGGGGCAAUGGAAGCUCUCGGAUUUGCGCCGAUAUGGAGCGGUCCCUAAUGGAUUCAUCUUUGAAGGGGGCACCAGGGGCUGGUGUCUUUUUCCUUUCUUGUGCCGAAGGAGAGCAGAUCAGCUUUCUGUUCGACUGUAUCGUUCGUGGCAUCUCCCCGACGAAAGGCCCUUUUGGGUUGCGUCCAGUCCUACCAGGUUAAUAUAGGAAGUAUAGAGUAACCGUGCAAAGUAGGAACUUGCCCUGUCUAGCACUUAUUGCUCAGAUUGGAAUUACAGCUUGCAGACACUUGCUGGGCAUGGAAAGUGCAAAGUGAUUUUCAUUCUGAAAUGUCACAGUACAGAUUUAUCAGUUGAAUGUCCCAGUUUCCCUUGCUGCUCUAGCUCAUUCAUAUUUCUGCUGCUGCUGGCCUUUGCCUGGUCUUAUCUAACUGUACCAAAAUAUAAUAUUCUGAAUAGAGAUGGGCCCAAACCAAAUCUGGGGUUUGAAUAGUUCCAGUUUGAACCUAGAUCCAUAUCUGAAUCUGGCUGCUGGUUGUAAUAUUGAAAAUUUGCUGAGCCAAACCCCUAGAAUACUAAUUUUGGGGCUAGAUGACAUCUGAAGCCCAUUCCAAAGCCCCCUGAAAUCAUUGGAAAAACUCCCAAUGAACUUCUAGUGCUUUGGACCAGGCCCCUAUAUCCUGAUCUCAAUCUUGCAGGUCAGGCUUUUCUCUGGUGAGUAAGGAUUAAAUUCCUUUUUCUGUUUUGUGGUACAUGCUGCAUGCACUGUAGUGUUCAGAGAAGAAAUUAGAUGUGAUCUUGCAGGAGUUCUAUGGCCUUUUGGUUUUAGUA
This is a messenger RNA of Chrysemys picta bellii (western painted turtle), 1646 nucleotides long. The record is from RefSeq and is a predicted model, not a curated record. Lineage: Eukaryota; Metazoa; Chordata; Testudines; Emydidae.